This is a messenger RNA of Helianthus annuus (common sunflower), 417 nucleotides long. RefSeq lists its product as uncharacterized. Lineage: Eukaryota; Viridiplantae; Streptophyta; Magnoliopsida; Asterales; Asteraceae. The coding region runs from base 1 to 417 and encodes 138 amino acids. The record is from RefSeq and is a predicted model, not a curated record. The transcript has a single exon.
AUGUUGGAUAAGUCGGUGAUAGUGUUCAUCGACGACAUCCCAGUGUAUUCAAAUAAUGAAGCCGAGCACGCAAGUCAUUUACGAGAAAUGUUGGAUACGCUAAGAAGAGAGAAGUUAUACGCAAAAUUCUCAAAAUGUGCUUUCUGGUUACGAGAAGUGCAAUUUCUCGGGCACGUUAUUAGUGUGAACGGGGUGUUGGUAGACCUGUCAAAAAUAGAAGCAGUGGCAAGAUGGAAUCCACCGAAGAAUCCUUCGGAAAUCAGAAGCUUUUUGCGGCUCGCGGGAUAUUAUCGGAGAUUCAUACAAGAUUUCUCCGAGAUUGUCGUGCCAUUAACCAAAUUAACUCGUACAGACGAAAAGUUUUUAUAUGGGGCAAAGAUCAAGAAAAAGUGUUCCAAACGCUUAAGGAAAAACUGA